Molecule: messenger RNA, 9070 nt
Organism: Mastomys coucha (southern multimammate mouse)
Lineage: Eukaryota; Metazoa; Chordata; Mammalia; Rodentia; Muridae
Gene: Polr1a
Product: RNA polymerase I subunit A
Exons: 34
Coding region: 110-5257 (1715 amino acids)
Biological process (GO): DNA-templated transcription
Cellular component (GO): RNA polymerase I complex
Molecular function (GO): DNA binding; DNA-directed RNA polymerase activity
Source: RefSeq, a predicted model, not a curated record
AGCGCAGUGGGAAACACGUGGUAUCUCUGCGCUGCAAGACUGAAGUGGAGUUAUCUGUGGCUGCCUGGAACUUCUCUCGUAGUGACGGGCCUUAAAACUGACUCGGAAGAUGCUAGCCUCCAAGCACACACCAUGGAGGAGGCUUCAGGGCAUUUCCUUCGGGAUGUAUUCGGCCGAGGAGCUCAAGAAGUUAAGUGUUAAAUCCAUUACAAAUCCUCGCUAUGUGGACAGCCUGGGAAACCCUUCAGCAAAUGGCCUGUAUGAUUUGGCUUUGGGUCCUGCAGAUUCCAAAGAAGUAUGCUCUACCUGCGUGCAGGACUUCAACAACUGCUCUGGACACCUGGGCCACAUUGAUCUCCCGCUCACAGUCUACAACCCUCUCCUCUUCGAUAAACUCUACCUGCUGCUCCGAGGUUCCUGUUUAAAUUGCCACAUGCUGACUUGUCCUCGGGCUGCAAUCCACCUAUUGGUCUGCCAGCUGAGGGUCCUGGAAGUCGGAGCCCUGCAAGCAGUCUACGAGCUUGAACGAAUUCUCAGCAGGUUUCUGGAAGAAACUACGGAUCCUUCUGCCUCUGAAAUUCAAGAAGAGUUAGAAGAGUACACAAGCAAAAUUCUGCAGAACAACCUCUUGGGGUCCCAGGGUGCACAUGUGAAAAAUGUGUGUGAGAGCAGAAGCAAACUUGUCGCUAACUUCUGGAAGACACACAUGGCUGCUAAGCGCUGUCCACACUGCAAGACUGGACGGUCAGUGAUUCGGAAGGAGCACAAUAGCAAGCUAACAAUCACGUACCCAGCCAUGGUACACAGGAAAUCAGGCCAGAAGGAUGCAGAACUCCCAGAAGGAGUCCCAGCAGCUCCAGGAAUUGACGAGGCUCAGAUGGGGAAGCGAGGGUACCUGACCCCAAGCAGCGCCCAAGAUCAUCUUUUCGCCAUUUGGAAGAAUGAAGGAUUCUUCCUGAAUUAUCUUUUUUCGGGAUUGGAUGAUAUUGGCCUGGAGUCCAGUUUCAACCCCAGUAUGUUCUUUCUAGAUUUCAUAGUGGUACCGCCAUCCAGGUAUCGUCCCAUCAAUCGCCUGGGUGACCAGAUGUUCACUAAUGGCCAGACAGUAAACUUGCAAGCUGUCAUGAAGGAUGCAGUUUUGAUCCGGAAACUUCUGGCACUGAUGGCCCAAGAACAGAAACUGCCCUGUGAGAUAACAGAACUCACCAUAGACAAGGAAAAUGAUUCCUCAGUUGCUAUCGACCGAUCCUUUCUAAGUUUGCUUCCAGGCCAGUCUCUCACAGAUAAACUUUACAACAUUUGGAUUCGCCUUCAGAGCCACGUCAAUAUUGUGUUUGACAGUGAGAUGGAUAAAUUGAUGUUGGAAAAGUACCCUGGCAUAAGACAGAUCUUAGAGAAGAAGGAAGGCCUGUUCCGGAAGCACAUGAUGGGCAAGCGAGUUGACUACGCAGCCCGCUCGGUCAUCUGCCCUGAUAUGUACAUCAACACCAAUGAAAUUGGAAUCCCCAUGGUAUUUGCCACAAAACUGACUUACCCCCAGCCAGUGACCCCCUGGAACGUGCAGGAACUGAGGCAGGCAGUCAUCAAUGGACCCAAUGUGCACCCAGGAGCCUCCAUGGUCAUCAAUGAGGAUGGCAGUCGCACAGCCCUGAGCGCAGUGGAUGCUACGCAGCGGGAAGCUGUGGCCAAACAGCUCCUGACACCAGCCACAGGGGCUCCUAAGCCUCAGGGGACAAAAGUUGUGUGUCGGCACGUGAAGAAUGGGGACAUCCUCCUCCUGAACCGACAGCCCACCUUGCACAGACCCUCCAUCCAGGCCCACCGUGCCCACAUUCUGCCUGAAGAGAAAGUCCUACGCCUUCACUACGCCAACUGCAAGGCCUACAAUGCUGACUUUGAUGGAGACGAGAUGAAUGCCCACUUCCCGCAGAGUGAGUUGGGCAGAGCUGAAGCCUACGUCCUGGCCUGCACUGAUCAGCAGUAUCUUGUUCCCAAGGAUGGCCAGCCAUUGGCAGGAUUGAUCCAAGAUCACAUGGUUUCAGGUGCAAACAUGACCAUUCGUGGAUGCUUUUUCACCCGGGAACAGUACAUGGAGCUGGUGUACCGGGGGCUCACAGACAAAGUGGGACGUGUGAAACUCUUUCCUCCCGCCAUCCUGAAGCCUUUGCCGCUGUGGACAGGGAAGCAGGUUGUGUCGACCCUCCUCAUAAACAUAAUUCCAGAGGACUACGCCCGCCUGAAUUUAUCUGGAAAGGCAAAAAUCGGCAGUAAAGCCUGGGUAAAGGAAAAGCCACGACCUGUUCCCGAUUUUGACCCUGACUCCAUGUGUGAUUCCCAGGUGAUCAUCAAGGAAGGGGAGCUGCUCUGUGGAGUACUGGACAAGGCACACUACGGGAGCUCUGCCUACGGCCUGGUCCAUUGCUGCUAUGAGAUCUAUGGGGGUGAGACCAGCGGCAGGGUUCUCACCUGCCUAGCCCGCCUCUUCACUGCCUACCUACAGCUCUAUAGAGGUUUCACCUUGGGUGUAGAAGACAUUUUGGUUAAGCCAAAUGCAGAUGUGAUGAGACAGCGCAUCAUUGAAGAAUCUACCCAGUGUGGACCCCGGGCUGUCAGGGCUGCAUUGAACCUGCCAGAAGCUGCAUCAUGUGAUGAGAUCCAAGGGAAAUGGCAGGAUGCCCAUCUGGGCAAAGACCAGAGGGAUUUUAACAUGAUUGAUAUGAAGUUCAAGGAGGAAGUGAACCAUUACAGCAAUGAGAUUAACAAGGCGUGUAUGCCUUUUGGCUUGCACAGACAGUUCCCGGAGAACAACCUGCAGAUGAUGGUGCAGUCGGGAGCUAAAGGGUCAACUGUGAACACAAUGCAGAUCUCUUGCCUGCUGGGCCAAAUUGAGUUGGAAGGUCGGAGACCCCCACUGAUGGCGUCUGGCAAGUCACUGCCCUGCUUUGAGCCUUACGAGUUCACCCCCAGGGCUGGUGGCUUUGUCACUGGAAGGUUCCUUACCGGUAUCAGGCCCCCUGAGUUCUUCUUCCACUGCAUGGCGGGGCGAGAAGGCCUAGUGGACACUGCUGUCAAAACCAGCCGUUCUGGCUAUCUCCAAAGGUGUAUCAUCAAGCACCUGGAGGGACUGGUCAUCCAGUAUGAUCUGACAGUCCGUGACAGCGAUGGCAGCGUGGUACAGUUCCUGUAUGGAGAGGACGGCCUGGACAUCCCCAAGACACAGUUCCUACAGCCCAAGCAGUUCCCUUUUCUGGCCAGCAAUUAUGAGGUGAUAAUGAAAUCCAAGCAUCUUCAUGAAGUUUUAUCCAGAACAGAUCCCCAGAAAGUGCUCCGCCACUCCAAAGCCAUUAAAAAAUGGCAUCACAAGCAUCCCAGUGCCCUGCUGAGAAAAGGCGCCUUCCUGAGUUUUUCCCAGAAGAUCCAGGCAGCUGUGCAAGCCUUGAACCUAAAGGGCAAGACCCAGAAUGGCCGCAGCCCAGAGACCCAGCAGAUGUUACAGAUGUGGUAUGAACUGGAUGAGCAGAGCCGACGAAAAUACCAGAAGAGGGCCGCCCCGUGUCCCGACCCUAGCCUUUCUGUGUGGCGCCCAGACAUCUACUUUGCAUCUGUGUCUGAAACAUUUGAAAAGAAGAUUGAUGACUACAGUCAGGAAUGGGCAGCUCAAGCAGAGAAGAGUUACAAGAAAUCAGAGCUUUCCCUCGACAGCCUGAGGACCUUACUGCAGCUAAAGUGGCAGCGCUCACUGUGUGACCCAGGAGAGGCUGUUGGCCUGCUGGCCGCCCAGAGCAUCGGAGAGCCCUCCACACAGAUGACACUGAACACCUUCCACUUUGCAGGCAGAGGCGAGAUGAACGUCACCCUGGGCAUUCCAAGAUUGAGGGAGAUUCUCAUGGUGGCCAGUGCCAACAUCAAAACGCCCAUGAUGAGCGUGCCUGUGUUCAACACCAAGAAAGCAUUGAAGAGAGUGAAGAGUCUGAAGAAGCGGCUCACCAGGGUGUGCCUGGGGGAGGUAUUGCAGAAAGUUGACAUCCAGGAGUCCUUCUGCAUGGGAGAAAAACAGAAUAAAUUCCGGGUGUAUGAGCUCCGGUUUCAGUUCCUGCCACAUGCAUAUUACCAGCAGGAGAAGUGCCUGAGACCUGAGGACAUCUUGCACUUCAUGGAAACCAGAUUCUUUAAGCUACUAAUGGAAGCUAUCAAAAAGAAGAAUAGCAAAGCAUCAGCCUUCAGAAGUGUGAAUACUAGAAGAGCUACACAGAAGGACCUCGAUGACACUGAGGACUCGGGGAAAAAUCGGAGAGAGGAGGACAGGGAUGAGGAAGAGGAAGGGAACAUUGUGGAUGCUGAAGCUGAGGAGGGGGAUGCAGAUGCUUCUGACACCAGACGCAAGGAAAAGCAAGAAGAAGAGGUUGACUAUGAGAGUGAGGAAGAAGGGGAGGAGGAAGAGGAGGAUAUACAAGAAGAAGGGGACAUCAAAGGGGAAGGUGCCCACCAGGGCCAUGAGCCAGAUGAGGAAGAAGGUUCAGGCCUCGAGGAGCAAUCAUCCCAGGACCCUCCCCACCGCCACUCCAGGCCUCAGGGAGCUGAGGCCAUGGAACGCCGGAUCCAGGCUGUACGGGAGUCCCACUCGUUCAUUGAGGACUACCAGUAUGACACAGAGGAGAGCCUGUGGUGCCAGGUGACUGUGAAACUCCCACUGAUGAAGAUUAAUUUUGACAUGAGCUCCUUGGUUGUGUCCUUGGCCCACAAUGCCAUUGUCUAUACAACCAAGGGCAUCACUCGGUGCCUCCUGAACGAAACAACCAACAAUAAGAAUGAGAAGGAGCUCGUGCUGAACACAGAGGGAAUCAACCUCCCUGAGCUGUUCAAGUACUCCGAGAUACUGGACCUGCGCCGCCUCUACUCCAACGACAUCCAUGCCAUGGCCAAUACUUACGGCAUCGAGGCUGCGCUGCGGGUGAUAGAAAAGGAGAUUAAGGAUGUGUUCGCUGUGUAUGGCAUUGCAGUUGAUCCUCGCCAUCUCUCCCUGGUGGCUGAUUACAUGUGUUUUGAGGGUGUUUAUAAGCCGCUCAAUCGCUUCGGGAUCCAGUCAAGUUCCUCCCCUUUGCAACAGAUGACAUUUGAAACCAGCUUCCAGUUUCUGAAACAGGCCACCAUGAUGGGAUCCCAUGAUGAACUGAAGUCACCUUCUGCCUGCCUCGUGGUGGGAAAGGUCGUCAAAGGCGGGACAGGCCUGUUUGAGCUCAAGCAGCCCCUAAGAUAGCAGCAUCGUCUGCCCAGCCUGGCAGACCUGGAGAUGGGCACAGCUGGCAGUUUAGAGUGACAUAGCAAAGCAGUGACCUUGGGCUCCAGAAAGCAGGUGGCCGGAGCUAGGCCACCUUCACUCAGAAAAGGCUCCUCCUACCUAGGCUUUCUCAUCUCAGGAUCAGGAACAGGCUUCCCAAGCCCUCCAAGAUGGCUGUUGCUUGACUUGUACUCCAGGAGGCCACAGCCAAGAUCCUGACGAGACCCAGGACUGCACAAUGGGAAGAUCACUAUGAGCCAUGUUGGCUGUUGGGAAUCCUGGGGUGCCACCAUUACUAUGCAAAACUCCUGGCUAAGGAAACAUUACCAGGGGUUCCCAAAGAUCCAGAAAGGGCAUGGAACCUGCUUCAUGUACCUGUCCCUCCAUGCUGCAGCCACCAAAGGAGAGUCCUCAAAGAGGCUCCACCCAGGGCUGCUUUAGCCACAGUCAGUGGCACAAGCCCCCCCCACCCCCAUACCACCAUUGCUGUAUGGCUGCAUACACCAGACCACACUGCCCCCCACAGCCAAGACAUCUCUCUGGGACCGCAGCAGCUCUCUACAUCACAGAAAGCCCAAAGUUUCCCACUGGGGCUAUGCAGCAAGGCCACGUAGCUUGACCUUCCUGCCUCUGCACUCAGCUUGAUGUCAGAGCCCAUAGUCACCCCCAGGCCCUGCACUGUUGCGGUCUGUGAGCCACGCAGUGAGGUUCCCUGACUGGACAGAAAAGGCAGAGGUUUUAUAAAGCCAGGCCAUUUCUAUUUUUGUCCACUGUUAUUCCAACAUGAGCUGAGUAAUAAACAUGGCUGGAACUGGGUGUUAGAAGAUAAUCAAGACUUAAGCUUUGAAUCUUUCCCUUAUGGUUUCUGCAUCUGGUAAUUAGGAUUUUCUUGGUACAGAUUGCUUUUAUCUGGCAGUGUAGGGGCAGAUCUUGUGCCCUACUACAACUCCCAGUCUUCACCUCUGAAUCCUACCCAUGGCCAGAAGCACAGAACAGAAGGCUGUGGGAAGAAUUUGUGUCACCUUAGUCAGGUAAGAAGGCUGUAGUGACCUCAGGAAUGGGCUGAGCUAAAGGUCACCUUGCCAGAAGAGAUUUUGCAGUCUCCUCCAGGCACAUGAUGGGACGGACCUAUCCUGUGUAUACCCAAGAAAGCCAACACCUCAAAACAGACUGCAGGACAUGGCACAGAAGACUGGCACAGCCUCUAAGGGAAGCAGACAGAAGGGUUCCAGAGAAUCCCCCGAGGACGAAGCCUGCAGGAUAGAUGGCACAUUGAUUCAUUCUUCAGGUGAAAAGGCAGGUUGAUUUCUAAACUAGAGUGGAGAGAGGGGAUUCUUGUAGGAAAUGUCAAGAUAAUCUGGGAGCUGUGGCGUCCAGAGAAUACGAGAGUGUGUGGCUUCCUGCAGCCAACCUCUCCUGGAACUGCAGAGCAUAGAGCUAAAGGAGCAAACCCUGAUGUAAGCGUAAACGCGGGCUAGAGACUGACCGCAUUUUUACCAGACCUCUGACCCGUACUGGAGCCUGGAGUGGUGGCAUCCCUCCUCCCCCUACCCACCCAGCUGGUUCACAUUUACCUUGGCUCUACUAUGCCUGUUUUGAAAUAGCUUCAAAGAAAAAACAUUUGCAGUCCUGAGAAUAUUCCCCAGACUAUUGCCAUAACCUGUCAGGGAGACCAGCCUCAAAGGAUUCUGAACAGAGAAACACCAAAGCAAGGGAAUAAUCCUGUAAAAAUAGCCCAGCAAGGAGGAAGUGAGCAGGCUCUAGAUCAGAAAAAAAAAAUAAGUAUGCUCUUUUCUACUUAUCUGCCUGGGGUGAAGUCAUAAUGUUCUCCCCACCCCCACCCCCCACUUCAGCACUGAAGAUUGAGCCCAGGGCUGCACGUGCUAGGCAAGUGCUCUGCUUCUGAAGUCACUCCCCAGCACCUGGGGAACAUUUUAGAAAGCUGAUUAUAGAACCACACCCCAGGAUUAAGAUAGAGUGGCCUAGGGUGCAGCCUGGAUAUGAAAUGAGCUUCAGAAGAGUGUACAGCAAGAGUCGAAAACCACAAGCUUAGUUCACCCACAGUACUGUGACUUAAAGCUAACUUCACUUCAGUCAGAGAUGACUUGUGGGAAUAAGUCACUAGCCCUAGGUCCUCCAGUGAACUCUAAAUAGCUAAUGUCUGCGGGAACUCUAAAGAUUGCCCAGAGGAAGCUGCAGUGAUCUCACACAUGAAGCCUGGCAGAAGAUAGGUGCGGUUCUCUUAGGAAGCUUCUAAGUCCAGCACAUUGUGGAAGCUGCUUGUCCACCUUUCAGAGUUCCUUCCAGGAGGACACUAGCAGUACUAAAGGAAGGGGAUGCUUGACCAGCCAGGAUUUUGUCUAAAACAAUUCCAUGAGCAGUAUCCAUCAAAACAUUGACGCUUUGGCUUGGAGACACACACCUAUAAUUCCAGCACUUGGGAAGCUGAGGCAGGAGGAUCUGAAGUUUAACAUCCUCCUGGUCUCCAUAAUGAAUUCAAGAACAUCUUGACCUACAUAGUAAGACAUUGUCAAAAAAAGGAAACAAGGGCUGGAAGUGCAGCUCUGGGAGAGUCCCCUUCCAAGGGCCUGGGCCCAGCCCCAGCACAGCAAAUUAAAAAGACCCAGAUGUCCAAAGAGGCUCAUCCUUCUGGUUCUUCAAGUACCUCUGUCCUGUGAAUGCCAAAGAGGCUGCGUAUGGGUCUGAGGUGUCUUUGAAGGCUCUGCGGUGGCCGCACUGAAGCAAGUGUAUGAAUCGGUGUGGCAUCUGCUGCUGCUUCCUUGCACCCAAAGCUCGCAAAAAGUGCCCUCUCUCCCAGUUUCCUCCCAUCCUGCAUCCAUCCCACUCCAACCUCCACUUGCGACUUGCGUGAACCAUGCAAGCCCUAGUCUCAUGGAACUAGUAAUACAGCAUGCCACACAUCUCACCAGGUAAUUCUGCCUUAUUACUAGCCAAAGCGGGCAUCCUGCGACUCUUCCAGGUAGGACCGAACUGCUGGCUUCAUGGAGAGGAAAGAGAAAAUCUGGGUGCUCAGAGGCCAGAAGAGAGGAAACUGGGAAAAAGUACGAUUUCAGUCAUUGCUUCCGCACCACAGUUUGCUCUCCCACACCUCCCACAUUCUGCUUUCAUCUUGAAUAUAGAAGCCUCAUCCUGGUCCAGCCACAUGUGCCUCUGUAUCUCUAGCAAGUUUGAGUUUCUGUGUGAGGAAGACCUGCUGGCCUUGCCUGGGGCCGCUUUCUAGACUAGCUGCCCAUUGUGCUGUUGUCUCAGGAGCUCAGCCAGUUUGGGGCUAAAGUAUGCAUGUGAGGGUCCCAGGCACUGGUCCCAGUGGACUACACUGAACAACCCUUAAUCAGGACUCCUUUUUUUGGGGAGGGGGUAGGUGGAUGGGUGUGACGUAUAUAUUUGUAUGCGUGUUGGUACAUGUACACGUGUGUGGAGGCCAGAAGUCAGUGCUGAGGGUCAAUGCUCAGUUACUUUCCAUCUAGAUUCCGAGACAGUUUCUCACUGAGCCCAGAAUUCAGCAGUUGGCUACUUUUACAUGAAUAUUUGAUGACUUGAAUCCAUAUGUUUGCUGUGACUUUAAUGACUGAGCCAUCUCCCUAGCCCCUGACCCAAUAUUUUUACACAGAAAUAAUGAGCCUGACAUUACAGUAGGUAGAGCUGGCCAAACCUCAAGGACAGCAGACAAGACAACUGGCGCAGAGGACAGAGUCAAGUUCUCUCAGCUCACAAAUGUAAUGCCUUGCCCUUUCUGUUCUUCCUUUAUGUAUAAAAUGGUAAAUAAGUGUU